Messenger RNA from Aspergillus pseudotamarii, 965 nucleotides. RefSeq names its product GNAT family N-acetyltransferase. The transcript has a single exon. Bases 210 to 734 code for a protein of 174 amino acids. Gene Ontology annotation, molecular function: acyltransferase activity, transferring groups other than amino-acyl groups. Lineage: Eukaryota; Fungi; Ascomycota; Eurotiomycetes; Eurotiales; Aspergillaceae. The record is from RefSeq and is a predicted model, not a curated record.
AGAGCUUCGCGUAGAUAAAUCAUUGAGCUGUCCGCUGAGGCCCACCAGAACAUGCUGUGUGUAUGACUCACCUUGACUCAUGGCAUUGGCUAGGGCGUAGCCCUAGUUCCUAAGCUUUAUGUAAACCAUUUAAAGCGCGGGUCAUAACCUGCCGUCAAUAUCCUUAAGGACAGGAAACAAUACUCGUUGACCACAAACGUUCCGUGAGAAUGACAAAUACAAGGCCGAUCCGUAUCCGGCCAGAGACAAGAAACGAUGAGUCGGCAAUCAACGAAGUCACCUUAGCUGCUUUCAUGAACGCCGAGCACACCGACCACAACGAGCAAAUCAUCAUCCGCAACCUCCGCAACGCGAACCAACUAUCAAUCUCGCUGGUCGCAGAAGAUGAACGUACAAACAAUAUUUUGGGUCAUGUUGCCGUCUCACCUGUGAAAAUCUCAGACGGCAGUGAGAGUUGGUAUGGGCUCGGACCAAUCUCGGUUUUACCUCAGCAUCAAGGAAAUGGUAUUGGGUCCUUGCUCGUCGAACACAUAAUCACCGAUCUGCAAAGCCGUCAUGCAGCCGGGUGUGUUGUAUUAGGAAACCCCAAUUACUAUACACGGUUUGGUUUCAGAGCAGAACCAUCUCUGCAACUACCUGGAGUGCCCCAGGAAUAUUUUAUGGCUCUCACUUGGUGUCAGCCAACCCCUACCGGAACUGUAUCAUUCCACAAGGCUUUUGAGAAACCGGAAUGAGUGACUUGACGCGAGGGUGGACAAAAUAGAUUAUUGUACUAUGAGAAUUGGGAUGUACAUAAAGAGAAAUGAUCUAAAGGAGAUACAGCCGAAAGAAGUCUCCGGUUAGUUAGUUUAUUAAUGUGUAUAGGAAAACUCCUUGGUCCCCACAAUGUAUCCAUUACCUAAACAUGUGGUCGAAGCACCAGCAGAGAAGUAUAAUCGAAUCCUGCCCAAGCAGGAGUUUGUCAA